Messenger RNA from Indicator indicator, 2421 nucleotides. Its product is annotated as ras GTPase-activating protein 4-like. Bases 1 to 2421 code for a protein of 806 amino acids. The transcript has 20 exons. The record is from RefSeq and is a predicted model, not a curated record. Gene Ontology annotation, biological process: intracellular signal transduction; regulation of GTPase activity. NCBI's taxonomy places the organism in Eukaryota, Metazoa, Chordata, Aves, Piciformes, Indicatoridae.
AUGGCCCGGCGGAGCGCCCUCUCCAUCCGCAUCGUGGAGGGCAGGAACCUGCCCGCCAAGGACAUCACGGGCAGCAGUGACCCAUACUGCAUCGUGAAGGUCGACGACGAGGCCAUCAUCAGGACUGCCACAGUGUGGAAGACACUGUCCCCAUUCUGGGGGGAGGAGUACGAGGUGCACCUCCAGCCCAGCUUCCACAGCAUCUCCAUCUACGUCAUGGAUGAGGAUGCGCUCAGCCGUGAUGACGUUAUCGGGAAGGUCUGCAUCACCCGGGACAUGCUGGUGGAGCACCCCAAGGGAUACAGUGGCUGGAUGAGCCUCAGUGAGGUGGACCCUGACGAGGAGGUGCAGGGAGAGAUCCACCUGCGGGUGGAGGUCCUGGGGGGACAGGGGGACCGCAGGAGGCUGUGCUGCACUGUGCUGGAGGCCAGGGAUUUGGCCAGGAAGGACCGGAACGGAGCCUCCGACCCCUUCGUCCGCCUGCGCUACAACGGGAGGGUGCAGGAGAGCGCCGUGGUGAAGAGGUCUUGCUACCCGCGCUGGAACGAGACCUUCGAGUUCGAGCUGGCCGAGCCCGCCGGGGAGAAGCUGUGCGUGGAGGUGUGGGACUGGGACCUGGUGGGCAGGAAUGAUUUCCUGGGCAAGGUGGUGUUCAGCGUGCAGGGGCUGGAGGUGGCCGGGCAGGAGGAGGGCUGGUUCAGGCUGUGGCCAGACAAGUCCAAGCCGAGGGAGGACGAGCGCCGAGGCAGCCUGGGCUCGCUGCAGCUGCAGGUGAAGCUGCGGGACGAGACAGUGCUGCCCUCCCACUGCUACCAGCCCCUGCUCCAGCUCCUGUGCCAGGAGGUGAAGUCGGGGCUGCAGGACGGCCAAGUCCACCUGGUCACCCUCCUGGAUGAAACCACCACAGCUGAGUGCCGGCAGGAGGUCGCCACCAACUUGGUUAAACUCUUCUUGGGCCAAGGGCUGGUCAAGGAGUUCCUGGACCUGCUCUUCGAGCUGGAGCUGGCCAAGCCCUGUGAGCCCAACACCUUGUUCAGGAGCAACUCCCUGGCCUCCAAGUCAAUGGAGUCCUUCCUCAAGGUGGCAGGGAUGCCCUACCUGCACGCCGUGCUGGGCCCCACCAUCGCCCGUGUGUUCGAGGAGAGGAAGCAGGUGGAGCUGGACCCUGGCAAGGUGGAGCUCAGAGACGUCGGGUGCUCGGGGCUGCACCGGGUGCAGACGGAGGGCGAGGUGAUCGAGCAGGGCCGCCAGCACCUGCAGGCCUACCUGGGCGAGCUGCUGGAUGCCAUCUCCAGGUCGGCCCCGGCCUGCCCCCCUGCCAUCCGCGCUGCCUUCCGCCAGCUCUUCCGGCGCGUCGCGGAGCGCUUCCCGCAGCACCAGCAUGCCAGGUUCGUGGCUGUCACCAGCUUCCUGUGCCUGCGCUUCUUCUCGCCAGCCAUCAUGGCCCCCAAGCUCUUCCACCUGCGCCAGACCCACGCCGACGCCCGCACCAGCCGCACCCUGCUGCUCUUGGCCAAGGCUGUCCAGAUGGUCGGCAACAUGGAGCCGGCGGCUGGGAGGGCCAAGGAGACCUGGCUGGCCCCACUGCUGCCCGCCCUGCAGCAGGGCAUCGCCCAGAUGAAGGCCUUCAUCAGCCAGCUGGUGGGGACAGAGGAAGAGGAGGAGGAGGAGGAGGAAGAAGGCGAGGGGCGAGCGCGGGGCUCCCCUGUGGCAGUGGUGAAGGAGGGGCUGCUCUUCGUGCACAAGGCGCGGGGCAGGGGGCCGCUGCUCGCCGCCACCUCCAGGAAGCUGCACUUCUGCCUCACCCCCGAGGCCCUCAGCUUCGGCAAGAGCCCUGGUGCCGAGCGUAGCGGUGCCAUCGCCCUGGCCAACAUCCUGGCAGCAGAGAAGGUGGAGGAGAAGAGCUUCGGGAGCUCCCACGUCAUGCAGGUGGUCUACACGGACGAGGGAGGGCGGCAGGAGACAGCCUACCUGCAGUGCAAGAGCGUCAAUGAGCUCAACCAGUGGCUGUCGGCGCUGCGCAAGGUCUGCGGCAACAACCCCCAGCUGCUCCCUGCCUACCACCCCGGGGUAUUCCGCGGGGACAAGUGGAGCUGCUGCCACCAGAAGGAGAGGACAGGGCUGGGCUGUGACCGGACCCGGCACGGCGUCACGCUGCAGGACUGGAGCGACCCCCUGGACCCUGCCGCGGAGGCUCAGCGCCUCUUCCACCACCUCAAGGGCCUCCGAGGGACCCUCAGGGAGAAGUACUGGGAGCUGCUGGAGCCGAAGGACACUCGGAAUGGCCCCCGGGGGGAAGACGCCCCCCUGCCCGAGGUGCUGAGUCAGCUCUUUGAGGUGCUGGGGGACCUGGAGGGCCAGCACCGCCUGGCACAGCCCCCAGACCCCCCAGCCCCUGCCCUGCUUCAGCUGCAGACGUGA